GGGAACAUAGCUUUUAAAUAAGUCCAAGCAUGCAUGUAGUAAGUGCGCAUAGGAUAAGACUGCUAUUUUUUAAAAAUAAACUUUAGCAAACACAUAACCUAUGCCCAUAUCGCCAACAUCCCAAAUUAGCAAGGGUGCCUUUGCUUAGCACCGAAGUUAACUAUAUCUCUUUUCUACAAAAACUUUGCUUUUGCCUGUCUUUUAGUUUAUUUUAAAGGAUCCCUUGUUUAUAUUUGCCUCUCCCUCCGUUUUCCUCGUUCCUUUAAGAACAUUUUUCCUCAGUAAAAUACCACAUACCAACCUCCUGCUAUGUUUUCUUCUUGUAUAUUCCCCCCCCCCCCCCUUUUUUUUUUGUCCUUAUGUCCGUCCCGUUUAAAUGCCUGAUAUCAAUCUGGUAACAAAAAUGGAAAGUUUUUGGUAAUUUGGCGAUACGAAAUUGAGACGUUGGAAUUUGAAAUGUUUAGAAGAUUUCAUUUUUCCAACUGAUAAGAAUAUAUUAUUGAUCAACAAGAAAUAACACAACAUUUGGUUUAUAGAAGUACCGGCAGGACCUGACCCUUGGUGAGGGGGCCGGGGAGCUGAAGAUUUGGAUGAUGGUUUACAAAAGUAUUUCUAGGACCAAAACUAACAGAGAUUUAGGGUCUGAGUUUGGUCCAGAGCCCGGCUUGCAUGGUGGGCUUCAUGUUUCAAUCCGCCCGUAACCAAGAUUGAUCCUGGUGAGGAGCUACAAGCAUCUUCUUCCGAAGUCUCUGAAUCACAAUUUGCUGAGAGCGAGAUGGGAUGCCGCCUGUCAAAGCUUCAGCCACUACCGGGGAGGAGGGGGGGUGGUGGAUCAAUCUGUGGAGGCUGGAGAGUAAAAUCAAAUCAGCCAGAGCUUAAUUUCAGGCUUGGAUAAUAUCCGAUUUCUCAUCUCUACAAACAACUGCAAGGGAAGAAAACGUUGAAGAGACGAAGUGAAGGAGGUGAAGGUUUUGAAAUUAUGAUAGGGCCAUUUGAAGUAUCCAAGCGUAUUUUUCCCGCUCACCAAGUAUAUAUAGGCUUUCCAUUUGGGAGGAGGAAAUGCAGUAAUUCCCUACAGAAAACUGCAAACUUUAAAGCUCUUCUAAGGAAAUAAAAUAAAAUGCCUGUGACAACUUUAAGUUGGAGGAGCUCCAAGUUCGCAGCUGCGAAAAAGAUGCGUUCCAGAGAAUCAAAGAGAGACCAUCAGCAGAAGAAAAGAAGGCUGACAAACCUAAACUUGCGCAUGAAAAUGUUAAGAGUGGAGAUGGAGGAAAUAAGUGAAGACCAAAAAAAGAUAAAAGAGGGGCAAAGACUAGUAAGAGAAAAGUUUGAAGCCAUUGAAUUGGAAUGUGAGCAACUUCGAAAGGAGACUGUCCUCAUAACACAACAAAGUGUUAGCACCCAAAUUCGUCUUACUCUGAUGUUCCAAAUCUUGAAAGCUAGGGAAAACCAUGACUUUUCCAAAGCAUCACAGCUCACUUGUGUUCUCCGUGAACUCAUAGCGAGAGAGAAGUAGCAAAAAAAGCUUUGAUGGCUAAUUGGUGAUGCAUGUUAUCACAAAUUAAUAAAUGGUGUAAUAGUUUCCAUUGUUAAACUUUUACUUGUUUAUGGUAUUUGAAGCAGUCAAAGUGUAAUGCAUGGUCACUAAAAUUAAAAGUCUAGCACUCUAUCAACAGAUCGCAUGACUAUUGAUUGUAUUUUUUUUUUUUUUAAUUUGAAAGUUUAAGGGAAAUCCGAACAUGUUCUUUGAACAAGAGAAUUAUGUAUCAAUUAUUGUGCCAAAUGCUUGUGUUAAGUCUAGGCAUAUAAUUUGUUGUAAGGUGUUGUUAAUUGGCUUUCCUUUUGAUUGCUACUAUUUAUAUUAUUUGCAAGUGCACAAGAUCGCUAUCAAGUAAUAAGUGGUAAGUAGAGUAUCAUUUCACGAUGAUUAUUUAUUGUAAUUAUUGGGUGUAAAUCUAGUAACAAAGUUGACAAUUUACUAGCCUUAUAUUUAAAGGAUUGAAAAGAAUGGUUAAUUGAAAGUAAAAACAAGUAAAUAAAGUAAAAGAGCAAUUGUGUAUAUAGACCAAGAAACAACCAUCCAACUAUCAUUUGGAGGUUUAAUGAGUGGCCAAAUAUAACAAGAACACUAAAAUGAUUGAAAGCUUUUGAAAAAGGAAAUAUUGAUUGUAG
Durio zibethinus is the source of this 2172-nucleotide messenger RNA. RefSeq lists its product as uncharacterized. Lineage: Eukaryota; Viridiplantae; Streptophyta; Magnoliopsida; Malvales; Malvaceae. The record is from RefSeq and is a predicted model, not a curated record.